GAUUAAGAUGAUAAACACGUGAUUUAGUGAGUGAGUUGCUUAAAGUUGUUUAAGGUAAAAACUUAUUCAUUUUCAAAUGUUACCUUGUGUUGAUUUAAUCAACUUUAAUAAUCAUCUUGGUUAAUUGUUGAUUAACUUUUCAAUUGUGUGUAACUGUGUCCACUAUGUUUUGAUAUAAAUCAAUAUAAAUGUGUAUUAGUUGAUUGGUUAAUUGUCCUUGAUUGUUUUAAACACGAAAUUGUUACCUCUCAAAUUAUUUGAACAUUUUUUUUAUUAUUUACCAAUUGUUGAUUGUUAAUUGUUUCAAUUAUUUGUACUUUGUCAUCAAAGCUUGUUAAUUCACAUGUCGGAUUGAUUUAAUAUCAUCAAUUUUUCAUCUGAUUACAUUGGAAACAAUUAACUUAAUUGUGAAAAGUGAAAGUUAAUCAACAAGGAAAAGUUUGACUUUCAUUUUUUGUUCACAAUUCAUUGAAGAUCCAAAAUUGGAAAACUUUUUCUCAAGUAACUCAAAAAUCAUCUUGAAGAUCACAAUUUAAAUGUAACGAACAACAAUUAAACCCAUUGACGAAUUAAACCAAUGAUCAUUAAUUAGUUUAAUCAGUAAAUUAUGCCUGGUAGUUUACUAGAAACAAUUAAUAGUAAUAGUAAAAGUGACGAGGAAAAAUUAAAAUCUUCUCAACGAUCAGCAACUCGAUUGUCACCAUUUUCACCAACACCAAGCGUACAAUUAAAGAGUAACAAUUAUAAUCGUAAUAAUAACAAUCAACUAAUCAGCUCAGCUCGGUCUGAUAGAUCUGAUGGUUCUAAUUGUGAUUCGGAAGGCGGUGGAUCAACAUCAACAACAACAUCAACCUCCAACAAAAAGGUUUCCUUCAAUAAAGCAGUUCGAGUGAAAAAAUAUUCAUCACCACCAACACACUCAGGUGAUUUAAGUGAAAGUAAAUUUUGGUUUAGAGUGCACAAGGCCAAUAAUUGUGACCACCUAAACAACAAUCAACUAAAUCAACAACAGUUAAUACCGACUGAUAAUCAACAGCAACCACAACAACCACAACAACAACAGCGACAUCAACAAUUACCAUCAACCGAUCAUUCAAUUCAAUCCUUACCUUCAAAAGGUAAACUUGAUUUAUCCUCAUCUUUAUCAUCUACUCAUCAUCUUGAUUCUUUUAUUAAUUCUAGUCAAUUGUUUAAUUUAAAUUCUAAAGGUUCACCAUUGUCUAAUUCUGUUAAUUGUGAUUCCCAUUGUGAGACUGUUAAUGGAAAUCAACCUUUAAUUGAGAGUGAAUUUAAAUCAUCAUCAUCAACAACAACAUCGCCAUUGAAUAAAUCAACAACUUCUAUUGGUGAUAUUACCUCAACAACAAUGCCUCCAAUUAGUAGUUCUCGUAAAAAUGGAGUUAAAAUAAUUGAUUAUUCUGUUGAUGAUCAAUCAAAUGGAGGUGCUGAUGAUGGUGGGAAAAUGUCCACAUCAAAAGGAUCAGAAAUUGAUAAUCAUAGUAAUUUAAAAUCGACCAGUGGAAAAUCAACUCAACGAAUAAUCAAUUACGAACCUUAUAAAAGUGCCUCAACUAUUGCUCUUGAUAUUGAUUCCUCUUUAAGGCCUAGGUCACCUUCGCCCGUUAGUAAAACUGGACGACAUUCUAGUGUUGAUAGUGCCUCAAGGAAAGUUAAUCCAACUACUGCCAAUAACAAUAAUAACAUAAUUGUUACCAAUUCAAUUCGACCAGGAUCGGUAGUGAGUGAGGAAAUUAUUGAAACUAAAACCGUUGAGAAAAAAAAUCCUCUUCUCAGUGGAGUUAAGGUGAUGUUUGGUGUUAAAGCCAAACGAGCGCCGACAUUUCCAACUAUGCCAAAUCGAUCUAAAUCAGUUGAUCGAACCAACAAUUCAACAACAAUCAAGCCAAUAACAACAAACAAAACAACAGCGACCAUUGUAAGACCAACAUUUGCCUCCAGGACAACAUCGUCCACCUUAAAGUCAAGAGAUUCACCACAAACCAAUUCUUCAACUCUACGAUCUAGACAAUCAGAAUCAACUAAUCAGCCUCUUAAAUCAUCGUUAACAACAUCUCGUAAUCCACCAUUAACAUCAAGCCUAAAGAAAACACAAGCACCAACACCAAGUAAAAAUGUUCGUGAUUUAAGCGCAUCUCGUGUCACAACUAAAUCGCCGCCAUCGUUAGUGUCCAGUGAAAUUAACAAAUUGAUGUCUACCGUGUCCACUACCAAAAAACAGCCAUCGCCAUCUACGACUCUGAAUGACGAAGUGACCAGUAAAAAAGAAAUGGACCUUAAAGGUGAUGAUUAUGUUGAUACCGUUGAAAUGGCUCGUGAAAGGCCAGCUGAUCGAUCAACAGGUGAUUUAACUCCUGUUUCUACCUGGAAUUCAGGUCCAGUUUUAAUUUCUAACGUGGCCAAUAAAGAGACAAGUUCGUCUUACAUUCCCGGCGAGGGUAAAUUAAUGGCUUCUUUUGAGGAAGGAACCAAAGUUUGGAAAUCAAAAUCUCGCCGUGUUUACGAGGAGCCAAUAAAAAUACCAAGAGAAACUUCAGUCUCUCCUGAAAGGCAUGAUUCAAUUUCCCCUGAACGAUUAACAGUCAAAUCUAAAUCUCCUGAUAGACAAUCAUCUUCAUCUCGUAACCAAUCACCUGAUCGACUUUAUCGAAAACAUCAAAGUCGUAAAGGGUCACCUACAAGAGAUGAACAAUUAUCACAAAGUUCAAUUGGAAAAUCGCGUCUUCGAUCAAUUUCACCUGAACGACCAUCAUCAUCGGCUGGUUAUCGAUCACAAAUAAGACACAGAUCACCUUCACCGAUAAUGAUUGAGAGAAAAUCUCCCGCCACAACACCGAUAACCGUUGACAUUGAGGAAGACGCAAUUGACGGAGGAGGAUUAAAGAAAUCAAAUCGAACUCGAUUUUCGCCUACACAUGAAACAUUUUAUCGAUCAUCAUCUUCGAUUAGUGAUAAUCACAAAUCACUUCCAACUGCGGAUGAUUUGGACGAGAAUUUCCUUCGUAAAGAAGUUUAUCUCAAUGACCGUGAACCAGAUCAUGUCGAUCACGACGAUUUAAUUGUUGAUUACACACCUAAAAUGGAGGACAAGGCCUGUCAAUGUAACCUUAAAAGGUCAAGUAAAUAUCGAGGAAAGGAGGAGACCGAUUCACUUUGCGAUUUAGGAUAUCGAGUGAUUAAACCAGCGACCGAUGGGUCAGUCUCAACGUUUUCCAAUGUUCCUGAUAUUUCAGAUGCUGAGACUGAAAUUGAUCGACAAUCAAAUAGACCAAUGAGUCGAGAUGGUUCACCAAUUGUUGACCGUCGAUCACCACAAACUAAUCAUCAUCAUCAUCAUCAUCGCCCAGAAGUAAUUUACAGUCAAAUUGAUCGAACCAAAAAGCGAUCAACUAAUCAAUCAUCACCAUUACCACCAGAUGAUUAUCUUGACCAUCAUAAUCUUGACCAACCAGGUGAAUAUGGUCCAGAUGAUUAUCUUUAUGAAUCUAAUGCAAUCAAAUCAGCUCGAUCAUCGGUCUCACCAAGUAGAGGUGAAAACACAAGACGCUCAAUGGAAACGUCCUCAUAUCGACAUCAAUCACCUUCGCCUUCACCAAGCCGUCGGUACAUGUUUGAGAUCGAGCGACAAAGUAAACCCGAUUUACCUUCGCCAUCACCAAGGCCUCCAAAUAAAACUGUUUCCGUUGCUCAUAAAACCUAUGGGUUCAACAUGAGAACUGCGUUAGAAGCUCCCGAAGUUCACCUUCCAACUCGACCUCCGUCAACGAAGCCCGUUCGAGUGAUUGAAGCCCCUUAUCACCAUCACCAACCACAACAACACCAUACCACCCACAUGACGAAUUAAUGUCGCGAUCAACGGGUGGACGAUUAGAAAGAAUGAGAGAUGAAAAUUUAUCGGGCGAUGAGUUGAUUCAUAAUCGUCGAGGGAGUAUUUCUGAUCCCGAUGAUUUGAUUGCACCAAAAUCAAUUAUUCGUGAAAUUGA
This is a messenger RNA of Panonychus citri (citrus red mite), 4001 nucleotides long. RefSeq lists its product as uncharacterized. Lineage: Eukaryota; Metazoa; Arthropoda; Arachnida; Trombidiformes; Tetranychidae. The transcript is spliced from 2 exons. The record is from RefSeq and is a predicted model, not a curated record. Bases 608 to 3862 code for a protein of 1084 amino acids.